Molecule: messenger RNA, 625 nt
Organism: Drosophila persimilis
Lineage: Eukaryota; Metazoa; Arthropoda; Insecta; Diptera; Drosophilidae
Gene: Bin1
Product: histone deacetylase complex subunit SAP18
Exons: 2
Coding region: 48-500 (150 amino acids)
Biological process (GO): negative regulation of DNA-templated transcription
Cellular component (GO): nucleus
Molecular function (GO): transcription corepressor activity; transcription factor binding
Source: RefSeq, a predicted model, not a curated record
AUUAAAAUACCAGCAAAAAGCUGCUGCUCAGUGAAAAUAUAACCAAUAUGGCCAACGUAGAGUCAAUGAUUGUGGAGGAAAAGACGCAGGUGAAGCAGAUCGAUCGCGAGAAGACUUGUCCGCUGUUGUUGCGCGUGUUUUGCUCCACGGGUCGCCAUCACUCCGUGUCGGAGUACAUGUUUGGGAAUGUUCCAACCAACGAGCUGCAGAUCUACACAUGGCAGGACGCCACCCUCCACGAACUGACGUCCCUGGUGCGGGAUGUGAAUCCGGAUACGCGUAAGAAGGGCACAUACUUUGACUUUGCUGUGGUGUAUCCCAACUAUCGCAACAAUCACUUCCAAAUGCGCGAGAUCGGAGUCACGUGCACGGGCCAAAAGGGCAUCGACGACAACAAGACGCUCGCACAGGCAAAGUUCAGCAUUGGCGACUUCCUGGAUAUUUCCAUCACGCCGCCCAACCGCCUGCCGCCCCCAGCACGCCGCCAGCGACCCUAUUGAUGGGGAAUACAUGCGAAUGGAUCCUAUAAUCGAGUAUAUAUACACGCUAAACAUUUAAUUUUCACUUUCACUUGACACUCAAUGAAAUAUGGACAUAAUUAUACGAUGGAUACAAAUAAGACAAA